AUGAUAUGGGGUAGCGCGCCAUACAUCGGCCUUGUUGUCGCUUUCGGAACACGAUUUGGCCCGGCCGAUACGACUGCGUCCCAGACAUACUGCGUCAUUACUACGGUUGUACUCAUGUACCUCGACAGAGCCGCGACGGCUAUUGGCAAGACUGCCGAACCAAACUUUGAGGAGACUGGACUUCAGCACCGCGCUGUACAGUUUGCGCUUGCCUUCUUUGCCCUUUCGGAGCUGGAAUAUCACCGACAAUACUACGCUACGAAAGCUUUCCAGAAAUCCGAUAAAUCUUCAUGGCGUUCUUGGGUCGCUGACGCCGAUCGCACAUUUAAUGUCUCGAGACAUCAAAGCGUAUAUUGGCAUUUGGGAUCUGUCAACGAAGGAAACAACAAAGAGUCUGAAGAAUCAUUCGCAUCAACGGUGUCCUACAUCCUACGUGUGCUCCUCUUCGACAGCCUACCAUUCCACUUAGUCGGCGGAUGCUUUAAUUACGCGAUCAACAGCACGGUGAAUCCGACCCCUGCGAAUGGUCGCCUGGCCAUGCAAAUGAUCGGAAACUUCAAUGUCUUCUUCAAUACAAAGACUAUAUGGGGCGUCUACUUGAACCUCUGGGUACUGUCCAGGGUCGUACGACAAGCCAACUUCAUCGCUGUUUGGGGCAUCUUCCGAGUGUCAUCUGGCGCUCUGGAUUGGUGGAAAAGCAAGCGAAUAACUGCGUGUCACGAGCAUUACGAGAAGUUGCAGGGUGAUCAACAACUAUGA
Molecule: messenger RNA, 759 nt
Organism: Alternaria triticimaculans
Lineage: Eukaryota; Fungi; Ascomycota; Dothideomycetes; Pleosporales; Pleosporaceae
Exons: 1
Coding region: 1-759 (252 amino acids)
Source: RefSeq, a predicted model, not a curated record